CAGAUAUCAGUGACGUGCUGUCUAUUAGCUGCCGCCCUCGCCUCCCCCCAGGGGAGGCGCUACCUACCUGCCGCCGGUGGCUACGGAGGCCGCAACGCCAACUCCAUCGUACAGGCCAGCGCGCUACCCAGGAGGUUUUCUGUCUCCAAGCCUGCAUCUAGCCAGUAUGGCGGCUCUGGGGGCCAGAGUCAGUAUGGAGGCGGACAAUCUAAGUAUGGGAGUGGCCAAUCUCAGUAUGGGGGUGGCCAGUCUCAGUAUGGGGGUGGCCAGUCUCAGUAUGGUGGUGGCCAGUCUCAGUAUGGGGGUGGCCAGUCGCAAUACGGAGGUGGUAACAAGUAUGGAGGCGGAAACCAAUAUGGGGGAGGUGCAUCACAGUAUGGAUCUCAGGACGCUUACGCCGAACCGGCGAACUACGAUUUCUCCUACGAGGUGAACGCUCCGGAGUACAACGUGCAGUUCGGCCACCAGGAGUCACGUCAGGACAUGUUGGCCAGAGGAUCGUACCGGGUAUUGCUCCCUGACGGAAGGACCCAGGUGGUGGAGUACGAGGCGGAUCAGGAGGGUUAUAGGCCGACAGUCACCUACCAGGAGGCUGCAGGAGGCAGGGGAGGGUACGGCCAAGGAGGUUACGGAGGUGGUACCAGUGGAGCAAACGGCCAAGGAGGUUACGGAGGUGGUGGCAACAGAGGAAACGGCCAAGGAGGUUACGGAGGUGGUGCCAACGGAGGAAACGGAUACGGACAAAGUAAUGGCGGGUACGGCUCCAAAGGUAACGCUGGCAAGGCGUCUUACGGCCAGAAGAACGCAUACGGCAGUGCUGUAGUAACAGGAGGUUAUAAGGUUUCUGAGCAGAAUCAAGGUUAUAACAAAUAUUAGGUGAUGGGUAAGCAUCAGACAUACACAAGUUACCACGGGCAUGUAGUGUCCGCACAUUUGUUACGCUUAUCAUUAACCGACUGUAGGCUAAACAGUUACAGUCGUCAUAUGACAUGGGCUUAGCACAGGCCAGUAUCUAAUCAUAUUAUACAUUUCAUCUGUCAUACAUCAGUUAUUUAAACACUGUAUAUAUUAAUUUAUUAGUUUUAAGAUUUUGUACUAAUUUGCUCAAAUAUAUCGUUUUUUAAUUAA
This is a messenger RNA of Homalodisca vitripennis (glassy-winged sharpshooter), 1128 nucleotides long. Its product is annotated as pro-resilin-like. Gene Ontology annotation, cellular component: extracellular matrix. The annotation marks the transcript as partial. The transcript is spliced from 2 exons. The record is from RefSeq and is a predicted model, not a curated record. NCBI's taxonomy places the organism in Eukaryota, Metazoa, Arthropoda, Insecta, Hemiptera, Cicadellidae.